AUGGUUGUCUACAGCAAAGUUACCGUUGCUCUCACUUGCUUCUCGGCCGUUGCCUCAGCUGCAGCUGUGCCGGUGAAGAGCCCUCGCAAGGGCUUCACCGUGAACCAGGUGAACAAGACUCCUACCGGUACCAGAACCGUCAACUUGCCUGGUGUGUACGCCAAUGCACUGGCCAAGUAUGGUGCUACUGUGCCGGCCCACGUCCACGCUGCUGCCGAGAGCGGUAGUGCCAUUACUACUCCCGAGGAUGGCGACGUUGAGUACCUCACUCCUGUCACCAUUGGCGAGUCCACCUUGAACUUGGACUUCGAUACUGGCUCUGCCGAUCUCUGGGUCUUCUCCACUGAUCUCUCGGCCUCCGAGCAGAAGGGCCACGACGUCUACGACGUUAGCAGCAGCGGCAAGAAGCUGGCAGGCUCUUCCUGGUCCAUCUCAUACGGCGAUGGCAGCUCUGCCAGCGGUGAUGUCUACAAGGACACUGUCUCCGUUGGUGGAGUCAAGGCCACCGGCCAAGCCGUUGAGGCAGCCAAGAAGAUUAGCGAUCAGUUCUUGCGGGACAAGAACAACGAUGGUCUGCUGGGUCUGGCUUUCAGCUCCAUCAACACCGUCUCGCCUAAACCUCAGAAGACUUUCUUCGACACUGUCAAGGCUGACCUUGACUCGCCGCUGUUCGCUGUGACUCUCAAGCACGGCGCCCCUGGCACCUAUGAUUUCGGCUUCAUCGACAAGAAGAAGUUCAAGGGAGAGCUUGCCUAUGCCGAUGUUGACAACUCCCAGGGCUUCUGGUCUUUCACUGCCGACAGCUACAAGGUCGGCAACGGCGCCGCCGGUCCCUCUAUCGACGGAAUUGCUGACACUGGAACCACCCUCCUCCUGGUCGAUGACGAAGUUGUCUCCGCCUACUACGAAAAGGUUCGCGGCGCUCAGAACGACCAAUCUGCUGGUGGCUAUGUGUUCCCUUGCGACGCUCAUGUGCCUGACUUCACCGUGACCAUCAAUGGCUACGACGCCGUUGUUCCCGGUAAGCACAUCAACUACGCUCCCGUCUCGACUGGUAGCUCCUCUUGCUUCGGUGGUAUCCAGAGCAACUCUGGCCUUGGUUUCUCCAUCUUCGGUGACAUCUUCCUCAAGAGCCAGUAUGUCGUUUUCGACUCUGAAGGACCCCGUCUUGGCUUCGCCGCUCAGGCAUAA
This is a messenger RNA of Penicillium griseofulvum, 1191 nucleotides long. Its product is annotated as pepsin-like aspartic protease. The coding region runs from base 1 to 1191 and encodes 396 amino acids. NCBI's taxonomy places the organism in Eukaryota, Fungi, Ascomycota, Eurotiomycetes, Eurotiales, Aspergillaceae. The record is from RefSeq and is a predicted model, not a curated record. The transcript is spliced from 3 exons. Gene Ontology annotation, biological process: proteolysis. Gene Ontology annotation, molecular function: aspartic-type endopeptidase activity.